CCCGCGGCGGGCUCCAUCGUCUUCGUCGGGAGCCAGACCUUCCAGAACUGGGACUCCCUGAAGAAGGACAUGCACGGCCUGCCCGUCGUCAACUGCGGCUUCGUCGGCGCCAUGUCGAAGCACCUCGUCACGUACGCGCACCACGUCGUCGCGCUGCGGCCGCGGCUCAUCGUCUGGUGCUGCGGCGCGGCGGACCUCGAGUGGGGCCGCGCGCCGGAGCAGCCCUUCGAGACCUUCAAGCGCGCGCUGCGCGAGUUCCGCGGCGUGCACCCGGAGCUGCCCGUGGUCUACGUGUCG
Aureococcus anophagefferens is the source of this 297-nucleotide messenger RNA. RefSeq lists its product as hypothetical. The record is from RefSeq and is a predicted model, not a curated record. NCBI's taxonomy places the organism in Eukaryota, Pelagophyceae, Pelagomonadales, Pelagomonadaceae. The transcript has a single exon. The annotation marks the transcript as partial.